Molecule: messenger RNA, 2277 nt
Organism: Cydia pomonella (codling moth)
Lineage: Eukaryota; Metazoa; Arthropoda; Insecta; Lepidoptera; Tortricidae
Exons: 5
Coding region: 1-2277 (758 amino acids)
Source: RefSeq, a predicted model, not a curated record
AUGGAAAACAUUGAAAAACAUAUAGUGAUUCAAGCCGAUACGCUUGAAAAGGUGAAAAAGGCGCACGUUAACUACAAAAAAUCGCCUAAGGAGAGAUUGACGGCUGGUUAUGUGAAGGGAAGAAUAGAUACACUGGAGUUGUACUGGAAAGAGUUUAAAGUCUUACAUGAAAUGUUAAUUUUGUCGAUUCCUAUGGAACAGCGUCAAGCUACAAAUUAUUUCGCCGACAACAUGUUUGAGGAAUUUGAAGAAGCGUAUUACGCAUACAAAGGCGAAAUGAUGUCUAAGUUAGAUUGUAUGGUGCCGACAAAAACACUGGUGCAUGUCACAGCGGAGUCGGGGCAGUCACACGUGCUUCGGGCUCUCGUGGACCAGGGUUCAGAGGAGUCCUUCGCGACUGCAAGGGCGGUCGAGUUGCUGGGUUUGAAGAAAACUAAAAUCAGCGGAGUGAUCUCUGGUGUUGAGGAGUGUGAGACGACUAUCAAACAUAGGCACAUUACAAGUCUACAUGUUACAAGACAAAUUGAAGAAGAUAAUAAUCUCCUGAAAAGGUUUUGGGAGGUAGAAUCUGAACUAUACACGAAGCAGAGCAUGUGGACGAAAGAGGAAGAAAAGUGCGAGGAAAUAUAUCAGCAAACAACAACGAGGGACGAGACAGGGAGGUACGUAGUACAGCUUCCUUUAAAGACAACUUUUGAAGACACUGUAAGAUCGUGUGGAAAUACAAAGCAUCAGGCAGUAAUCAGAUUAGAGCAGCUGGAAAGAAAGUUCGCCCGAAACGAGCAUCUGAAAGCAGAAUACACCAGAGUUAUACACGAGUACUUACAGUUAGGCCAUAUGAAGAAGGUCGACGCAGAAGAUGAAGGUCAUGAAGAUCUCGACGAAAUGAAAGCAACCUGUAAAGAAAUAAAUGCAUUAUUAAAGGCAGGUGGUUUCGAGAUGCAAAAGUGGUCUAGUAACUCUGAAGAACUCCUGAAGGACUUGGUUGAUGGCACGAAGACUCCGGAACCUGUAAAAGACAAAAAAGAGAUUAAAUUAGAUAAAAUAAUAAAAAUACUGGGACUUACCUGGGAUAGGAAGGAUGAUACUUUUCACGUUUCAGUAAACUUACCAGCAAGCAGGAUACCUGUAACAAAGAGAGUGAUUUUAUCUGAUGUUGCUAGCUUGUUUGAUCCUUUUGGAUGGCUCUCACCUGUUGUAAUAACAGCCAAAAUCAUGAUCCAAAAAUUAUGGCUUUGUCAUUGUGGUUGGGAUGAUGAGUUAUCUUCAGAGUUGGUUGAAGAAUGGAUGAGCUUCAGAGACGAAUUGCAUGAGCUACAAACUGUUGAGAUUCCAAGAUGGAUCAAGAUGUCAUCUCACUGCAAAGAAGUAUAUCUGCACGGGUUCUCUGAUGCCUCAACACUUGCACUUGCAGCUGUAGUGUAUGCAAGAGUUGUCGACGAGCACGACGUUGUUCAUGUCACAAUGUUAGCCUCUAAAACAAAAGUAGCCCCCCUGAAGCAAUUGACUGUUCCGAAGCUUGAACUUUGUGCUGCGGUGAUAUUAGCAAAGCUGCUGCAUGAAAUUUCAAGGUUAUUGAACAUACCUAUGCACAAAAUCUACGCGUGGACAGACUCAAUGGUAGUGCUUUCAUGGUUGCAGUCCCCACCCAGCCGCUGGCAAGUAUUCGUUGGCAACAGAGUGUCAGAAAUUAUCCAGCAUAUAGAUAACGACAGGUGGAGACACGUUUCGUCGGAAGACAACCCAGCUGAUCUUGCCUCAAGAGGUAUCAGGGCAAGUGAACUAGCAAACAAUGAACUUUGGUGGAGUGGACCCAGAUGGUUAAAGGAGACAAACACUGAGAUGUUAAGGGCCAUUACAAUUCCAACAACAGAUCUAGAAAGCAAGAAAUCAUUCCACACUUCAGUACAAGACACACCUAUUUGGGAGAGAUUUUCGUCGAUGGUCAAGAUGAAAAGAGUGAUAGAUCAAUGUAAGAGAUUUUUAGAUUAUAAAACCAGAAGACAUGAUAUCUUGAGCGCUGCUGAAUUGGAUGAAGUUGAAACCUGCUGCGUGAGAUAUUAUCAGAAACUAGUAUAUAGCCAAGAAUUUGAAGACCUGAAAAAGAAAGGAAAGGAGCAGGACUUACCACCGGCCAAGUGGCUGCUAGGCAAGAUCACGGCACUGCACGCAGGGCCUGAUAAUUUAGUUCGUGUUGUAACGGUCCAGUGCAAGGGCAAUCACAUUCUAAAGAGACCGUUGUCUAAAUUAAUAUUGUUACCUAAAACUUCAGAUUAA